CACAGUAACAUCCAUGAUAGGACCUACUUUGCCACACCACGAGACAUAGACAACAUCAGAACAACAGUGAUGAGGAGAAAAACGAUUUCACUCCAAUGACAGUCAAAGUGUGGCAGGUUUACUAAGUGGGCCACUGCGGGAGCAUGUGUUGUUUUACCAGCCAUACACCUCAAGUCAAGAGCUGAUCAUUUUGCUUCAAACGCCGAUAAUGAAGUCAAACCUUGAACUAUACGGCAAACACCUAGUCUUUGUGGACACUACGCACUGUGUCAACCAGUACGAAUUCCCCCUUCUCACUCUCCUAGUAAGAGAUGGACAUGGAAGAGGAGUUCCUGUGGCAUAUGCUAUUGUAAGCAACGAACGGCAGAGCACUUUGGAAAAAGCUCUUGAGAAAUUGAGAGAGCAGUUCCUGUCUCCUCCAAGGGCAUUCAUGGUUGACAAAGAUUAUGCGGAAAUCAACGCUUUAUCGAGCAUUUUCCCAGAGUCUGCUAUCCUUCUGUGCUGGUAUCAUGUUUUGCAGGCUGUUCAAAGAUGGUUAUCCAAAGCUGAGUCCGGAGUGCAUGGGCCCUCCGAUUUAAAGACCAGGGAGGACAUCAUGUCUUUCUUUUACAAACUGAAGGCUUGUAAAACUGAGGCAGAGUAUGAGGCUAGUGCGAAGAAGUUCAUUGACACAUUUGUCCAGCACCCAGCUGUGUGCAAUUACUUCCGGAAACACUGGGAGGAUUUGGGCCAUAUGUGGUCCGAUUAUGGCCGUUGCUUUGAACACCUGAACACCGACACUAACAAUGUCAUUGAAAGAUUUUUUCACAGACUGAAGUACCAGUUCCUUGGAGGUACAAGGAAUCGUCGCGUGGACGACCUUAUCCAUGUCCUUCUAGGAAAAGCCGAAGACUACUUCGGCAUUAUGAGGGAGCUGCAGGGUGCUGGACGCAUCAAGAACACAUUCAGUCACUCCCCCUCUCUCGAAGCUCCUCUUACCAUUUCCUCAGACCACACAGAAACCUCAGACCGCACAGAAAGUGAUACUCAGGUGUCUACUGUUGACAAGUUACGAAACAUUGAGGAAAUAAUCAAUAGCUGGGUAGAAAUUCCUGCAUCAAUCAAAGACAUGAUUGACAGCUUACAUAACCAUGUUUUGAGAGCUGACCUUGUCCAUGGAAGUAAGUGUCCCUACCCCACCAAUGCUCAGGACAAGACCAAAAAAAUUAAAGCAUUAUUUCCAAGCCGAAAAAGAAAGGUGGAUGCAGUUGAUUACCCUGUUAGAAAAGGUUCCAGAGGCUCAAAAAGAGCUAGAAAAUGCAAGGGCCGCUAGGACCACAUUACUUGGACAGCAUCAUGGUUACCUGGUGUACUGU
Molecule: messenger RNA, 1355 nt
Organism: Engraulis encrasicolus (European anchovy)
Lineage: Eukaryota; Metazoa; Chordata; Actinopteri; Clupeiformes; Engraulidae
Exons: 5
Coding region: 209-1312 (367 amino acids)
Source: RefSeq, a predicted model, not a curated record